AUGGAAGAGAAUUCAGCCGACCCUUCUUGGGCGGCGACCAAGCUUACCACUGAAAGCCCGUUGCUUCCUUCUCAACCUUUCCAUAACGGCACCAAGAAUGGCUUCCAGUCCUCCUCAUUGCCCCACUUGGGUGACUUCAUCACGAAGUUGAUCGAGGACGCGUACAAACUCCAGAGCGCGAACGCAGAACUCGAGCGCACCAAACAGCUUUUGCGGGAGGCCGAGGACAAGCUUGCUUCUUCCGAGGAGAGCAAGUCUCAUUUGAGCACAGAGAUCGACAGAACAAAGCAACAGUUGCGUCGGGCUGAGAAUGCGCUCAAGAGAGAACAGAAGAUGACCGAGCGACUCGAAGCAGACAAUGUGUCGCUCAAAGCUAGUCUGCGCAACCACCAAGACUUGCUGAAUGGCACUGAGAGUCUUCGCAUCAGGGCGGAAAACAAGCUGCGAGCAGUUGAUAGUCGCACAACCAUCCUCGAGGCUGUUAUCAGGAAGAAGAAUGAGGCUUUGGAGCAGAAAGAUGAGGAGAUGCAGUUCAAGAUUCACAGCUACAGAGACCGUCUUAGGAAGAUCGAAGGCCAGUUUCGAAAGACCUGGUCAAUUAUCCGCCUACUUGCUGCCUCCAACUUCUGUGGGGUGAAGGACGGUCUCAUAUCUGGGUAUGUUCAAGCUACAGAUUAUGCAGCUGCGCGGAAUGACAACCAUCGUCUCCAAAUACCAACCGCGAAGCUCGUCAGAUCUCGUGUACAAUUCAAGUCAGGCACGCCACAGCUCAACCCAUCCCUUUUCUUCCCAUCGGACGGCAUUCCUCCGGCAAGCAGUAGAAUGCAACUCAAGCCUCCCAGCGAUACGAACGCUCGCGUAGCGGGCACCUCGAGCGAGCAACAAACCGUUCCGAAGUCGGCAGAGGCAAACGUGCCUAAGAUGGAAAACACCAUGUUGGCAGCGGAGAACGAGAAGUUGAAAGCGGAGCUGGAAGACGUCAAGCAAGAGCUGCGUAUGGCAAAGAUCAAGGUGGAAAUGGAGGAGAAGGCGAGGGAGCAAGAAGCCGAAAAGCUGCAAAAGGCAAACGAGAGCCUCGAGGCUGCCCAGAGAAAGAUUGCUUCGAUGAAAGAAGCCAACACCGACAUGGUUUUGGCCUUCCAUACCACUGGACACCAGCUGCACAAGGCGACUGAGGAGGCCAUUUCUGCUCAACAUGCACGGGAUGCUCUCCAAAAGGAGCUCGAGGGCAUCAAAUUUGUACGAGCCGCCCUCGAAUCGGAGCUCGGGGCUAAGGAGCGUGAGUUGUGCAAGAGCCGGGCAGAAAUGUCUCUUCAGGGCGAAUGCCUCGAAACCACCAAGCAGCGAUUGCUUGCGGUGGAAAACAUGCUGCACAAUUCCCGGAAAACGAGUACCACUGUGGCUUCGGAACUUGAGUUCACCAAGCAGAUACUUCAAGACGCAAACAAUGAGAUUGGUGCUCGCGCAUCUGCACAGGCUGCUCUACAAACAGAGCUCGAGGACACGAAGCACAAGCUGCACUUGGCAAUGAAGGAGAAGGCGUCCAGCGAAACGGAGAGGAAGCUUCUGAAUUCAUCGCUCGCGAUGACCAAGCUGCAUUUGAGCAGGGUGGACGCUGCACUUGCUGCUUGUAUGUCAGAGAACAAUGUCCUGAAAGGUUUUGUUUCGGGUCAGUCCACCACCACUGAAACCGCAGUCUCCCAGAUUGUCGACAAGAUUGCUGCCCUCGACCACUCCAUCAAAGGAAGAUUAUCUGCUGUCGAGAACUCAGUCAUCUCUACCCUGGGCGAGCUGCACAACGGAGUUCAGAGCAACGUGGAGCUGGUAGAGGGGCUCAAGCUUCAGUUGAGCGAAGCAAAGCUGCCGGCUGAUGAAGAAACAUCCAUGCCAGCAUCUCUCAAGCUGCGCUUGCAGGAGGUAGUAGAGGAGAGCAAGCGUCUCACGCAGGCGGGUAGCGUCGCUGAAGAUCCCGAUGCCGCUGAUCCGAAGACCAGUCAUGAGGUCAACGAGAUAUUUGGUGACUACUUGACCCACGUCGUGGAGAAAAUGGUCAAGGAGGAGAAAGCAGUCCAGGAGGCCAUUCGCAAGGCUAGGGAGAGGAUUAUCAAACACCAAGACUGGUUGUACAGGUUCCGUAAGGUGAUUGGGCAAGAUGAAAGCAUUUUCGAUGAAUUGACGCAUGUUGGGUUGCGUUUUAAGUGUUGGGAGCGGAGCGAAUCUUUGAUCAAGAUUCUUUUCGAAGUGGAAGAGCAGUAUGAUGAUGUUCUAGAUCACUUGGAUACAAUUCUGGAAGAGUGUGACGAGAUGGUGAAGGGCCGUGAAGCUGUGCUGGAGCUAUGA
Messenger RNA from Neurospora tetrasperma FGSC 2508, 2340 nucleotides. RefSeq lists its product as uncharacterized. NCBI's taxonomy places the organism in Eukaryota, Fungi, Ascomycota, Sordariomycetes, Sordariales, Sordariaceae. The coding region runs from base 1 to 2340 and encodes 779 amino acids. The record is from RefSeq and is a predicted model, not a curated record. The transcript is spliced from 5 exons.